CGUCUCUCGGUCCGGUGACGCAUGUGACGUCGGGUCGCGUUCGGGUCUCACGUUAGCAGCUCAGCGGUUGUCAGGAGCAGAAUAAUGUCUCUCACAACCACCAGCAGAUAGUCGUGGUGCACAUGAGCUCGUUGUAAAACCUCCCGGUGUCGCUGUGCUUCACACGUUUCACACGAAAAAUGACCGAGUUGACAGAUUCCCUGACGAAAGAGGGCUGGUACCUCAGUGAUGAAGGCAUAGCAGAGCUGAAAGGAUCUGCUGAGAAAGUAACACACAGCGACAUCAUUCGCAUUGCACUUGAUAAUGAUCUUAGGUCUACUGGAAGGAAAUUUCUACCAUCUGAUAUCAACAGUGGAAGAACUGAGAAGUUGGACGGUCCAUGUGUUCUCCAGGUGCAGAAGGUGAGGAACAUCUCGGCUCCUAAAGACCAUGAGGAGUCCCAGGGCGCACCGCGAAUCCUGCGCCUCCAAAUGACAGAUGGGCACACCACCUGUGUUGGACUGGAGUUUAAACACCUGUCUAAGAUCAGCCUUAACACCCCUCCUGGAACAAAGGUGAAGCUCCUUGGAACUCUCCAAGUUAAAAAUGGUCUUUUGCUGCUCGAUGACUCAAAAAUCUCCGUCCUUGGAGGAGAGGUUUAUCACAUGGUGGAGAAAUGGGAACUGCAAAGGAGUCUGGCCAAACACAGCAGGAAUCACAUCGGAGCAGAAGGAGGACCUCCUCCCUUUGUGCAAUUCGGUCAGAAAUGUGCAAGGAAGGAUGAAGUGGACAGCAGAGACCUCGACCAGAGGAAAACCCUGCAGACUCUCAAUGUGUUCAAAAGCGCCGACGAGAACGAUGAGUUUGAAAAGCAACGGACAGCAGCAAUCGCUGAGGUGGCCAAGACCAAAGAGGGUCCCCGCACAUUUGGAGGUGGAGGAAAUGCAGGCAGUAAUUUAUCCAGCGCUGCUUCCUUCUCCCGGGGCAGAGACUCGUACCAGCAGAGGAGACGAGACGACAGGGUUGAAAGACCCGAAAGCAGACAGGAUGAAAAUUACCGAGAGCUGGUGGAUGAAUAUGCGCUGAGAGACAUCAUUGAGAUGGGCUUUAACAGGGAGGCUGCUCGACUGGCUCUGAUGGAUAAUAACAACAAUCUAGAAGUGGCACUAAACUGCCUACUGACUGGAUCUUGUGGAAGCAGACCUGCUGCCCCUGUGGUAGCUGAGCCUAUCAAGCCCCAACCCAGAGGCAGAGGAAGAGGAAGAGGCCGGUCCAGAAAUGAAGAUGAGGAGGAGGGAGGAGGGGGAAGACCAUCUGGUCCGAGCACACUGUUUGACUUCCUGGAAUCUAAGAUGGGAGUUUUCUCCAUCGAUGAGCCAAAGAACCAGGCACCUCCGAGACAUCAUGAGUUUAAAGCAAAUUUCUCCAACACGGACUAUUACUCGAAGGACUCAUCUCAAACCAAGUUCUCCUCACAUUAUGACCAUAGGCAACAAAGGAAUGACCGACCACCUCGCUUCCACAGGGACACUGAUUUUCCUAAACCAGGCCAGGAGCCUCUCUCUAACUCUACCACCUCCCAAACAUCAGCUCAGCCUCAGCACUGGAAGAGCCAGGAGAGAUGGUCACGAGGGACGUCAGACAGAUCGCAAUUUGAAAGGAGGGAGAUGCGAGAUGAGCAGAUUUUUCCUCCUCCUCUUGCGAUGACUUGCACUCGUUCAAAAGAACCUCAACAGCAGAUGGAGUUCAGUGGCUCUUACAACCAGAGACCCAGAAAUGGAGAUGGUGGGAACAUGGCUGGACCAUCUCACAGGAGAGGGUUUAAAGACGAUAUACCCUCGCCUAAACAGAAUGAUCCUGCAGACAUUGAGGUGGAUGGAAGAGUAGGUAAUAAGCGUACCGACAGAAUUGAAGAACCCAACAACAGCAGGAGGAAGGGGAAGACUGACCGGCCCAACUCAGAAUACUACGAUCGACAAAGGGCAGGUGGCCCACUCAACUUCAAGGGAGGAAGCUCAGGGGUGACCCAAGAAGUGGGGUCACCACAGGAUAUCCGGUUCAUCACAGUGGAUCCUAAUAAUUUCCAAAAUGGAGAUAUGGAACACAAAAGAACUGGGCCAAUCAAGCCAACAAACGCAUCGUGUCCCCCCAACAGGGAGCCUCCCUCCAGGAAAGCCCCUUCUAACAACUUCGGACCUAAAAGAAGGUCAGGACAAGGCCGGGGGCAAGGUGCCAGAGGAUCAGAGAAAGGUUAUGUUGUGGAACAGGCUUGGAAACCUGGAGACCGGUGUCUGGCUCUCUACUGGGAAGAUGGCAAGUUCUACCAUGCCAGAAUAGAUGCUGUGCAUCCAUCGGGCUCCACAGCCGUGGUCGUGUUUAGCGAUUACGGAAACUGUGAAGAGGUUCUGCUGUAUAACAUUAAACCUAUUGCUCCUGAUUCAUUGGAGGAAGAUGAUGGUUUCUAUGACAGUUCACUGGAGUUCCGCCGUGGGGGAGAUGGACAGCCGAGACGAACGAGACCCACGCAGCAGUACUACCAGCCACCCAGGGCACGAGAUUGAUGUGUCUGUGUUUGCACUGGCAGUGGGCUUGUCCCACACCCUUCCACGACGGAGAUCGUGUCACUUUCUGCAACAAUCCUGAGUGCUUCCUGAAUUUUUAAGUGUACACACUGUCAGGACAUGAAGAACUCUUCUAAGGGCUUGGACCUCAUGCAAAAAUACAAGGAAAAAAAAUUAAACUGACAUGAGCACCUGUUGUUUUUGUUGAAGACAUAUCUACUGUAUAUGUUGUGAAGGUUUGUUAAAUGGAUACAUUCAAAUAAACUGUUAUUAUGGUAUGUA
Molecule: messenger RNA, 2822 nt
Organism: Hippoglossus stenolepis (Pacific halibut)
Lineage: Eukaryota; Metazoa; Chordata; Actinopteri; Pleuronectiformes; Pleuronectidae
Gene: tdrd3
Product: tudor domain containing 3
Exons: 14
Coding region: 180-2540 (786 amino acids)
Biological process (GO): mRNA processing
Cellular component (GO): cytoplasm; nucleus
Molecular function (GO): RNA binding; protein binding
Source: RefSeq, a predicted model, not a curated record